AUGCGAUUGUCUUCUUUCUGUAUUAAUAAGAAGAAAACUAUCUAUCUAUUUACGAUUCCUUCUUUCUAUGUAACUAUCUAUCUACUUACGUUUGUUUGUUUCUAUCUAUCUGUCUAUCUAUCUAUCUAUCUAUCUAUUUGGACAACGACAUUAAACAUAAAAAUUUCCUCUAUUCUUUAUUUCUUUCUUUCUUUUUUCCUUCCUUCCUUUCUUUCUUUUUUCCUUUCUUCCUUCCUUUCUUUCUUCCUUUCUUCCUUCCUUCCUUCCUUCAUUCCUUCUUUCUUUCUUUCUUUCUUUCUUUCUUUCUUUCUUUCUUCAUUCCUUUCUUUCUUUCUUCCUUCAUUCCUUUCUUUCUUCCUUCCUUUCUUCCUUCCUUUCUUUCUUUCUAUUUUUCUUUCUUUCUUCCUUCCUUCCUUUCUUCUUUCUUUCUUUCUUUCUUUCUUUCUUUCUUUCUUUCUUUCUUUCUUUCUUCCUUCAUUCCUUUUUUCUUUCUUUCUUUCUUCCUUCAUUCCUUCCUUUCUUUCUUUCUUUCUUCCUUUCUUUCUUUCUUUCUUUCUUUCUUUCUUUUUUCUUUCUUUCUUUCUUUCUUCCACUGAAAUCAACCAGUGUCUCUGA
This is a messenger RNA of Acanthosepion pharaonis, 615 nucleotides long. Lineage: Eukaryota; Metazoa; Mollusca; Cephalopoda; Sepiida; Sepiidae. The record is from the annotation of a GenBank genome assembly.